Molecule: messenger RNA, 1560 nt
Organism: Hibiscus syriacus
Lineage: Eukaryota; Viridiplantae; Streptophyta; Magnoliopsida; Malvales; Malvaceae
Product: cytochrome P450 81Q32-like
Exons: 2
Coding region: 9-1511 (500 amino acids)
Molecular function (GO): heme binding; oxidoreductase activity, acting on paired donors, with incorporation or reduction of molecular oxygen; monooxygenase activity
Source: RefSeq, a predicted model, not a curated record
CAAAAACAAUGGAAGAAUCGACAAUUCUUUACUUAUUUCUUUCAUUUAUAUCUGUCAUCAUUAGUUUGAACUACUUGUUUCAAUGGAGAAAACAUCCAAUAAAGCUUCCCCCAUGCCCACCUUCACUCCCCAUAAUCGGCCACCUUCACCUCCUAAAACCUCCCAUCCACCGUUUGCACCAUAGUUUUUCACAAAAAUACGGUCCCAUCUUCUCCCUCAAGCUCGGUUCCCGCCUCAUGGUCGUGCUGUCGUCUUCGGCUGCAGCCGAAGAAUGCUUGGUGAAGAACGAUGUCGUUUUCGCAAACCGACCCAAGUUCAUCAUCGCCAAGCACUUGGGAUACAAUUACACCACGGUUGUCUCAUCGUCUUACGGUGAUCAUUGGCGCAACUUACGUCGUAUCGGUGCCACCGAGAUAUUCUCGCCGGCUCGCCUAAACACCACUGUAAAUGCACGUAAAGACGAAAUGAGGCGCUUGUUGGCAAGACUAUCGAAUGCAUCGCGUGGGGAGUUUGCCAAAGUGGAGCUGAAAUCCAUGCUUUCCGACUUGACGUUUAACAACGUGAUGAGGACGGUGGCGGGAAAACGGUAUUACGGAGAUGAAGUGGCGGACGAAGAGGAAGCGAGGGAGUUUAGGGAGCUUAUGGUGGAGGUAGCGAAGAGGAGUGGAACGGGGAAUCCAGCAGAUUACUUACCGGUUCUGAAUUGGUUCGGUUUAGGGUUCGAGAGGGAGCUGAAAAAGCUUGCACAAAGAAUGGAUGGGUUCUUGCAGAAGUUGAUUGACGACCAUCGAAGCAAGAAGCUGCAAAAUAACAGUAUGAUUCAUCAUCUUCUUUCCAUGCAACAGUCUGAUCCUCUUUACUACACUGAUGAAAUUAUCAAAGGCUUCAUAAUGGUGAUCAUAAUGGCAGGAACUGAUACAUCAUCAGUGACAAUAGAGUGGGCAAUGGCCAAUCUGCUAAACCACCCACAAGUAUUGAAGAAAGCCAGAGAUGAAAUAGACAGUUUAAUUGGUGAAGAAAACUUGAUUGAGGAAUCAGAUGUUCCCAAACUUCAUUACCUUCAAAGUAUCAUGUAUGAGACACUCAGGUUAUACCCUGCAGCUCCUCUUCUCAUCCCACACAUGCCAUCUGCUGAUUGCACCAUAGGCGGAUACGACGUGCCGAGUGGCGCAGUCGUGUUGGUGAACGCGUGGGCCAUUCAUCGGGACCCGAAAGUAUGGGAUGAUCCGGAAAGCUUCAAGCCGGAGAGAUUUGAUGGUAAUGGUGAGAAAAUAGAGCAUUCUCACAAGCUGUUGCCGUUUGGGUUGGGCAGGAGGGCAUGCCCAGGGGCAAAUCUAGCUCAAAGAAUGGUGGGAUUGGCUUUAGGAUCAUUGAUUCAAUGCUUUGAAUGGGAAAGGAUUGAUGGGAAGGAAAUUGAUAUGAUUGAAGGUAAAGGAAGCAUCAUGCCUAAAGCUCACCCAUUGCAAGCUUUGUGUAAACCUCGUCCCAUAGUGAAUAAGGUUUCUUAUUAGGAUGUUUUGAUUCAAUUUGUUUAAAUGUUUGUCAUAUUUGGUUGAAUAU